GUAUAGUGAAAUAUAUCAGUAUCAAAUCUUUAUUUGGAGGCGAACUGAGGAAUAAAUGGUAUUCUAAAGCAUCAGAGGACAACGAAUUUGACACGUAUAAUAAAACAAGAUCGUCAAAAUGAAAAGAUGCGAAAAAAAUGUAGAAUCCCUGAGACAGACGCCGGAGCAACAACAGGAGCAAAAGCAAGAACAACAGCAAAAACAACAACAGCAUCAACAACAGACCAUUGCCGAGGAGCAGCAAUGUCCCUUCCUUCAGUCCACCACGCCCGUUUGGGGUGAUAGAAUGGUGAGUAAUCGUGGUGAACAAUCGGCGGAAGAAACUAAUAACAAUUUCAAUUUCUCGUUCCCCUAUUCGAUUCCAAGCACGUCCGAUAUGAGAACGUGUAAUCUAUCGUCUUCGAGGAAUAAUAGUUUAUCAUCUAUAUCCAGUUUAACCGAAAGUACUAUGAACAGUAAUCAAUCAUUCAGUGAUGCACAGUUACCUAGGAGGUGUAGAUUAUGUUCCUACGUUGCGAAUUCCAGAGCGCAGUAUAUCGAGCAUGUAAUCACUCAUUCCACGUUCACAAAAAGUUCAUAUGUAGACAAUGACAAUUUAAACGGUUAUGUUGAUGAUGAAGAGUUCGAGGAUUCAGGUAAUGAAUUAGUCAAAGGAAAGAAGAAAAAUAAAAUUUCCAAGCCGAAACCAUGCAGCAAAUGUGACUUUAUGGCGAAGACGAAAUUGGCGCUUUGGUUGCAUUUACGUCAGCACUUCAUACAGCAAGAAUGUUCCGGCUUCAUCUGCAACUCGUGUCCAUUUGCCACCACGCUCAAGCAUCAUAUGACAUUCCAUUGGUUUAGUGCUCAUGAUGAUUUUAAAGCAUACAUGUGCUCAGAAUGUUCGUAUGCAUGCGUGAGUAAAUCGAUGUUAACUAGUCACAUGAAAACACACUCAGAAAUCUAUCAGUACAAUUGCGGCAGCUGCUCAUACAAGACUAAAUUCUGCAAUGCAAUAAAAAAACACCUAAAAGAUAGUAAGCAUCAACCAGGCUUGGUAUUGAAUCCAGACGGUACGCCGAAUCCAUUCGCCACUAUCGAUGUUUACGGUAAUAAACGCGGACCCAGACGAAGGGCGUUGAUAGAAGGAAAGAAAGAACUAACAGAAACCAUCGAGGAUAUAUCGACAAAUUUAAGAAUGACUCCCCCGAUUUCAUCGAUUUCAACUCCGUCAGCUUCGGUUUUAUCAAUUCCGAUUUCAUCACCUACGAUCUUAGACUUCCCGGAUUCAAAUACGGAUCAGCCAUUGGACCUUAGUAUGUCCACAAUGACAAAAAGACAAAAUCAGUCACAGUUGGCCAACUUUUCAAAACGUAAGCGUAAAGCGGUGAAACUAGAAUAUCCCACAAUAACAAUAAGUGAGAAAAAAUUUCACAUAGAUGACAACGCUACACAAAUCCAAAAUACAGAUCAAACUUGUACGGAAUCUUCUCUUUCAGCACUUCUAACGGCAAGUCAAUCUAAUCUCCAGGAGAAAAAUAUGACACCUGAUAUAAAUAUAUAUAAAACAUCAUUUAUUUGUUACCAUUGUUGCAUUAUUUUUGCGAGUGAGAUCAUGUACGCAGUGCAUAUGAGUUUCCACAAAGUUAAAAGCCCUUUCACGUGUGCAGUGUGCGAUCGGAAGUGCACAGAUCAAAUUACAUUCUUUUUACACCUCAUUCAAACAAAACAUGAAUAA
Trachymyrmex cornetzi is the source of this 1714-nucleotide messenger RNA. RefSeq names its product hunchback (gene Hb). NCBI's taxonomy places the organism in Eukaryota, Metazoa, Arthropoda, Insecta, Hymenoptera, Formicidae. Bases 119 to 1714 code for a protein of 531 amino acids. The transcript is spliced from 4 exons. The record is from RefSeq and is a predicted model, not a curated record.